AGCCGGCGGGGCAUUUAAACAACAGUCGACCGUGGCGGGCACUCGCGCCGGCUCUGGGUCCUCGGUCCUCCCAGCUCCCGUACCGGCCACGCAAGAUGCGGUCUUCCUUGGCUCCGGGUAUCUGGUUCCUCCGUGCCUUCUCUAGGGACAGCUGGUUCCGUGGCUUCAUUCUGCUGCUCACCUUCCUCGUCUACGUCUGUUAUCACAUGUCCAGAAAGCCCAUCAGCAUUGUUAAGAGCCGCCUGCACCAGAACUGCUCAGAGCUGGUGAGACCUGAAAACGACACCCACGAUCCCAACGAUACUACCUGGUGCAGCUGGAGUCCAUUUGACAAAGAUGACUACACGGAGUUACUGGGAGCUGUGGACAACGCCUUCCUAGUGGCUUAUGCCAUUGGCAUGUUUAUUAGUGGAAUCUUUGGGGAGCGGCUGCCCCUCCGUUACUACCUCUCAGCUGGAAUGGUGCUCAGCGGCCUGUUCACUUCCCUCUUUGGCCUGGGGUACUUCUGGGAUAUCCACAUGCUCUGGUACUUUGUGCUUAUCCAGGUCUGCAAUGGGCUUGUUCAGACCACAGGCUGGCCAUCCGUGGUGACCUGUGUCGGCAACUGGUUUGGAAAGGGCAAGCGGGGAUUUAUCAUGGGCAUCUGGAACUCCCACACUUCUGUGGGUAACAUCCUGGGCUCCCUGAUCGCCGGAAUCUGGGUAAACCAGCAGUGGGGCCUGUCAUUCAUCGUGCCUGGCGUUAUCACCGCUGCCAUGGGCAUCAUCACUUUCCUCUUUCUCAUUGAAUAUCCAGAAGAUGUGGACUGCACCCCUCCUCAGCACCAUGAUGACCUGGAGAAGGAACGGGACAACCCUGAGGAUCCUGUGAAUGGUCCCUAUUCCUGCAGGGAGAGUAAUGUGGACAUUGCAGCCAGCUCCUUCAAGGAGCCGGGCUCCGAGCCUGCAGCCAUCAGUUUUCUGGGGGCACUCAAAAUUCCGGGUGUGAUCGAGUUCUCGCUGUGUCUGCUCUUUGCCAAGUUAGUCAGUUACACCUUCCUCUACUGGUUGCCCUUGUACAUCUUCAAUGUGGCUCACUUUAGUGCCAAGGAGGCUGGGGACCUAUCCACACUAUUUGACGCUGGUGGCAUCAUAGGUGGCAUCAUGGCAGGGCUCAUCAGUGACUACACCAAUGGCAGGGCCACCACUUGCUGCAUCAUGCUGAUCUUGGCUGCUCCCAUGAUGUUCUUGUACAACUACAUUGGCCAGAAUGGAAUAGCCAGCUCCAUAGUGAUGCUGAUUAUCUGUGGGGCCCUGGUCAAUGGCCCGUAUGCACUGAUCACCACAGCGGUCUCUGCUGACCUGGGCACACACGAGAGCCUGAAGGGUAACGCCAAGGCUCUCUCCACGGUCACAGCCAUCAUCGACGGGACCGGCUCCAUAGGUGCGGCUCUGGGGCCCCUGCUGGCUGGGCUGAUUUCCCCCACAGGCUGGAACAACGUCUUUUACAUGCUCAUCUCUGCUGACAUCCUGGCUUGCUUGUUCCUCUGCAGGUUGGUGUACAAAGAGAUCCUGGCCUGGAAGACGUCCCGGAGCAUAAGCAGUGGCUCUAGUCUGGUCCUAACUCACUCGCGAUAGUAGUUUCCUCAAGCCCUAUGAGUUUAUAUAAACAAAUAUGAGGCCUCAAUCGGAAGAGCAGCAUGGAGAGUACCCAAAGUGCUCCCUAUGAGCAAGAGAACGGAAACGUCUAUCACAAGGUGAGGCAAAGCCUCCUGAUCCAAUCAGUUCAGCCCAAACCCAUCCUGACACUGAGGGUACAGAAGACUAUGGGAAGGGACUGCCGAGCACCCAGCAUGGAAAAUGGAAGACUCUAAGGCCUGAGCUCUGGGAGCUGCAAUCAGAAGGGAUGGGGCUGAAAGCAGAAGGGAAGACCUGUUCAGACUCUUACUUGUUUGAAUUCCAAGCCAGGACCAAGGCCUGGAAAAGGUGCCUAUUUCCUUCCAUGUUAAAUUAUAAUCUCUGUAAUUGGUCUGUACCUUGUUUCAAAGGUGCUGGGCCUCUCUGUCCCUUUGCCCAUCAACUAGUCUUGAUGUAAGAGUAAGACCCUCUUCUCUAUCCUCCUCUGAUCCUGUUGGUAACGCAGCCACUCUGAAGCAUUAGCACUGCUCUCGCAGAGCCAAGGCCAGAGUGGAGCAAGGGGGCUGCCAUGAGUACUGAAUGGGGUGGGGGACUCACUCUUGGCUCCUGAGCAUCCCAUCCUCAGAGUCCAGUACCUCCCUUGCCUCACCCUGAAGAUACCUCGGUGGAUGAAGACAUUGGGGUCAGUGCUGAGAAGACUAAGGGGCGUUGGGCACACCUGAAAACACCAGUGUGUGUUAAGCACUGGGUGCCCACUGCGUGGCAGCUCUCCUGUGGGGAUGAACAGGACAGUGGAUACAAGACUGACUCAACACUGAGCAUGCGCAUCACAUUUAGCAAGAAAUGAACGUGACACUUGACUCAGCCAAGUGGCCGCUACAGAGCAGCUGCCUGGAUCCAUCUUGCAGCCACCCUCUUGCCUAGUGUUCUGAUGCCCACGCUCCUUCCACUCUGAGUUCUGGAUCAUGAAAUGCCAGGCUGAUUCCUGGCAUUUCCGCCUGACCUCUAAGCUGCCCGUCAUUGCCAAUACAGAUUUGUUUUUGCCAA
Arvicola amphibius (Eurasian water vole) is the source of this 2663-nucleotide messenger RNA. RefSeq names its product solute carrier family 37 member 2 (gene Slc37a2). The record is from RefSeq and is a predicted model, not a curated record. Gene Ontology annotation, cellular component: endoplasmic reticulum membrane. Gene Ontology annotation, molecular function: glucose 6-phosphate:phosphate antiporter activity. Gene Ontology annotation, biological process: phosphate ion transmembrane transport; glucose-6-phosphate transport. The transcript is spliced from 19 exons. The coding region runs from base 96 to 1616 and encodes 506 amino acids. Lineage: Eukaryota; Metazoa; Chordata; Mammalia; Rodentia; Cricetidae.